Glossina fuscipes is the source of this 2724-nucleotide messenger RNA. RefSeq names its product NIF3-like protein 1. The coding region runs from base 85 to 978 and encodes 297 amino acids. NCBI's taxonomy places the organism in Eukaryota, Metazoa, Arthropoda, Insecta, Diptera, Glossinidae. The record is from RefSeq and is a predicted model, not a curated record. Gene Ontology annotation, cellular component: cytoplasm; mitochondrion. The transcript has 4 exons.
AUUUGUGAAGGAAAUAGAAAUAUAUAGAGAACGUUUUUGCCGGUAAACAAAAAAGAAUUUAUCGCCCAGGAAUUCAACCAUCUGAUGCUGAAAGGUGGUUUUCAAAUUAAACAAGUGGCUAAGUACUUCUGCACUAUGACCACUGGAGUAUCAUUAUCACGGAUAAUUUCAUUACUAGAAGCAUUUGCACCCAUCAAAUACGCCGAAAGUUGGGACAAUGUUGGCCUGCUUAUAGAGCCGUACCGUAAACCAUUGAAUGUAAACAAAAUCCUACUGACCAAUGACUUAACGGAACCGGUGAUGCAGGAAGCAAUUGAAAAAUCAACUAAUAUGAUAAUAGCUUAUCAUCCCCCGAUCUUUGCACCUUUAAAACGAAUCAUACAAACCGAUUGGAAACAACGGAUUGUGUCAAUGUGUUUAGCAGAAUCGAUUGCCGUUUAUUCGCCACACACAGCUUGGGACGUAGUACCAGGUGGAGUCAAUGAGUGGCUUGCUCGUGCUCUACCGUAUGAAAAUAUGACACCUAUUAGGCUCUUAUCGAAUUGCUCCGAACCAAAUGUCGGACUUGGUCGUAUAUUCUCGACCAGUCUUACGUUAAAAGAAGCUAUAGCAGCCGUACAACUGCACAUUGGUCUCGAUGUACACGUGGCUUUCGGUAAUCGACAUACAUUGAAAACUAAAAUUAUUACCGUCGCCGUGUGUGCGGGAUCAGGUUCUUCAUUGCUGAGAGGUGUCAAAGCGGAUUUGUAUAUAACCGGCGAAAUGUCACAUCAUGAAUUAAUUGAAGCCAACCAAAACAAUGUAUCGGUCAUAUUGUGUAAUCAUAGCAAUUCUGAAAGAGGUUUUCUUAAAAGCUUUCAACCUAAAUUGCAAGAGACCUUGAAAAAUGACUGCGAAAUCAUCAUUUCCGAUAAGGAUGCUGAUCCUUUAGUAACAUUUCACAAAGCUGAAUCAAAAUGUCAAAUUGAAAUAUCGUGAAGUCAUAAAAAUUGUUAAGCGUUUUUCAAAAAGCAAAUUCAAUUUAAAUAUGCAAGAUGCAUUUAUCCAAUAAAUUCAUUCAAAUCUACAACGGGAACAUUUGAUAGAACUUUGCUUUAUAAAAGCAAAGUAUUUGUAAAGUGUUUACCGAUAAUGGCAAUAGAAGACUUAACCUCAAUUUCAAUACAGCGGAAAGUCAAAGUUAUCAUUACGCAUGCAUUCAUCCACAUGUACUUGUUCAAUAGCAAAAAAAAAUAAAAAUUCAACAAGGAUCAAAGGAUAAACUGUGGUACCAUGCUUCAAAUAAAAUCUAAUCUAAAUCUAUUUUAUUUGGGUUAAAAUUGUGACAUUUGCGUAAUGGAAUUGUUCACGUUCGUUGAAUUCGCGGAUUUUGAAAUACGAGUUAAGAACUUCGCUUCAAAUAUUAAUAACCUUUUUAGCUAAUAAAAUUUACUUAAAGAAGAAAACGUGAAAGAGUUGUAGUGGGCUACGGCCCACCGUUAAAUACCUUACGCGACUUACUAUUAUUCUAAUGCUCGGGUUAAAGUAGAAGCCGAUGUCUUCAUGUUUGCAAUCAAGCGCAUGCUUACACAGCCAUCCCACAGACAGACGGACAGGGAUGCUUAACACAUUGCUGAUCAAAAAUAUAUAUACACUUUAUGUGAAUUCUGAAGCUCCCCUCGGAAUGUUGCAAAAAUUUUCACAAAUAUCCUUCCCUUCGAUGGUGGGUAUGAAAAUGAGACGGUUGACAUGUAUAUAUUUAUAGAUUUUCGCUUCAAUGCGAUUUUAAUAGAGUAAACUUCAACUCUAAUCCCCUGAGCAAAACAGAAAAAAACCACCAACAGAAAAUACGAAAUAAGAUCAAAUUCAUUCUGAGAUUAAAAAGUCGAUAGCGAAUGGACAUUAAGACUCUUCUGCACCGCCCAAGGAUAUAUGUAUAUAUUUAGUGCUUACAUAACAUCAUACAUUCCUUUAUUUUUCACUUCAACCAAAUAAUUUCUCUCUUUUAACCCAUUAACUGUAUAUGACGAAUACAAAUGUCAUGAUCCGUCCAUCUUUCCUUGUCGGAUUUCCUCAUCAAGUUAAAUCAUUAUGAAUGUGUAUUUGCCAUAAUAGAGUAUCUUAGAUAGCGCGUAUGUCAUUUGAUCAAGUUACUUCAUUGCAAUCUAAUUUCGUAUUACGUAUAUUUCAGUUUAUGUAUGACGAGUACGCUCGCCAUAGGCGAAAUUCUGCAACGCAAAUUAAAUGCACAUUUUCCAAAGAUGUUAAUACAACUGAUUAAGUAGAAGCUCGAGUGUGAGUCGAUAUUUAAAAUAAAAUUUUGAACACAUGAAAGCAAGGGAACGGAUAUUUUCGAUACAUUUCGGUUUUCUUAUUUCCGAAAAUGCAAAUUUCAAUUGGCUUUAAGUAAGCAGCACGAGAAUGUGUACCAAAAAUAGUAUGCAAUGGUAUUAGUUACGAAAUCGCUUUUCAUUUUGAUCUGCUGAGCUCAUUCAAAUCAAUGUGAAUCGGACUGCGAUCGAAAUUCAACGACUACAAAACUCGAACAAAUGCUUUAACAACGAUGCAAUAUUUGAUGACCUCAUCAAUGCGUAUAUGUGUGUCCUGCUGCAAUAUCCUGUAGGUGCAAAUAAUAGGCAUUUAUAGACAGUUCAAUAAUAUCAGCUUCUAUAUUUUGAAAUGAAAACAAAUCUUUUGAUUAAGAUUUAUUCAAAAGAAUAUAAAAUACUUUAGCGAUAAUAUAAU